This is a messenger RNA of Mercurialis annua (annual mercury), 1542 nucleotides long. RefSeq lists its product as uncharacterized. Bases 257 to 1258 code for a protein of 333 amino acids. Gene Ontology annotation, cellular component: membrane. NCBI's taxonomy places the organism in Eukaryota, Viridiplantae, Streptophyta, Magnoliopsida, Malpighiales, Euphorbiaceae. The transcript is spliced from 5 exons. Gene Ontology annotation, biological process: Golgi vesicle transport. The record is from RefSeq and is a predicted model, not a curated record.
UUUUUCUCCCUCUCGAUUUUACAUUAACGAUCUCUAGAUUUUCUUGAAUUUUUUUUUAUCAGAGAUUUUCUUAAAUUGAUCUGCAGUUUUUGUUACAAUUUAUAACAAAGAUUAUAUUCAAGAUUCACGGCACAUAAUUUACAGCAUUAAUUUUGUUUUUCAUUAAUUAAUUUGGUGAAAUAUUAAUUUGCGUAAUCAUAAUCGUAAAUUUGAGUUGCUUGUUCUUGUUCUUGUUGUAUUGUUAUUAUUAUUAUUAAUGGCGUCGAGUUUCGAUCGGUGGGAGAGAGAUCCUUUCUUCUCUGCGGCGGAGGAAGUUCAAGAAUCAGCCGACAGGAUGGAAUCUACAUUUAGAACAUGGCUGCAUUCAAAGAGAGAGGAUUCUAGUAUGUGGAACUCUGAUGAACUCCGCCGUGACCUAUGUACUGCGCUUGGCACCACCAAAUGGCAGUUAGAUGAGUUUCAACGUGCUGUCGGCUCGACUUACGUUAAAAACUCCAGUGAGGAUGCAAGAGAUAGACAUCAUGAAUUUAUCAUUGCAAUUGAGGAUCAAAUUUCAAAAAUUGAACUCUCGUUGCAGGAAUGUUCGAUUUCAGAGGGGAAAUCGCCGAUGUCCCCUUGGGUGCGAUUAGAUGAAGGCGAGAGUAAUGAACUUGCGUUGUUUUUGUCCGGGUCAUCGGUAUUUGGAGUUAAUAGUAGUAAUACCAAAAAUCAUAGCCAAGAAGAAAGGAUGAGUAAAGAAACGACUGCUGACUUUUUGAAGACCUUGAAUCACGCUGUUGAGAAGCCUCACGGGCAUAGGAGGACAGCCAGUGCUAGUGCUGACAUUGGAUCCUGGAAGAUUGCAAUUGCUGAAGUUAGCUGUAUUCCAGAUGAUUCUAAUGCUCAGCCCCUGCAACCCCCAAGAAAGGUACCAAGUUUCUCAGGAUUUUUAAGUUCCAUGGAGUAUGCACCAAAAUUCAAGUGGCCAAAGAAUGGUGUUAGAAAAUUGAAGGCGAUGGAUAUUAGUCAAGAUUCUGACAUUGCACUCUUGCGCUCUCCGCAGUUGACCAAGGGUAUUCACGCAUGUUAUGAAAAGAGUAAGAGCUGCCUGGAGGGCUGUGAUGAAUGCUAUGACAAGCAACUUUAUGGCUGGUAUGGAGUGAUUCAGAGGCAGCUUCAGCGGUCUCAGUAUCAGAUGCAGUACGGUCGUUCUUUUCAAGUGGUUAUUUGGAUCGUACUUCUCCUUUGCUUAAUUGUAGUCGCAUUCCGGGCACUGUAAGAUCAUCAUCCAGUGGCAAUAUGAGAUGGCAAGGAAUGUUCCAUUAGCAGAAUUGCAGGUUAUAAGGAGACAUGCUCUGCUCUUGGAAUUCUCAUAUUUUUCAACCUUCAAAUUUUGAUUUCUCUGAUGAAGGGCAAUGUGUGUAUAAUUCUAAGAGCCGAUGGCAGAGAAAGUUGGCAAAGAACAGUUCUUGUAUCUCAUUGGAUCCUGCUAUAUACCUUUGUACAAAUACAAUUGUGUAGCGCUGUAGCUGCUUUCUUAAUUUUAUUUUCUCCCAUUUUAUA